AUGAACUCUGUUUUGAGAACGGCCUGCGACAACUGCCACCGACGCAAGACACGAUGCAUUCCUGGAGCGGAGCGAGGUUGCCAGCAUUGCCGCCAGACAGGCCAGGAGUGUGCUUUUUCGCCGAGAAACAACAUGGGCAGGCCGCGGCGCAAACAGCCAGCGGAGGUGUUACAAACGCAUCUCAACGCAGAGUCGCCCUGGGAAUUCCAUCUACUCCAAGACUGUGCCGGGAUUCCGCCGUCACCAUUGUUUCCAAACUGCGCUGAUGUACUACUGGCAAGGGACGAUGCUUUCAGGUUUCAGCAGCAACACUGGGGCAUGGUGGCCGAUACUGAUGCCUCGUCAACUCUUUCGUCGUCAACGCUGUCACCCACCACUCCAACGGAUCUGUGUAACCCGUUCAUUUCAAAUUCCGGAGAUCUAGACGCCAUGCAUGAGCCAUCAGCACAACCUGACCCCAGUCUGCUGUGCAGUAAACAGGCGUCAACAGCGGGAUGUGUUGGUCGCGAGUCGUCAAACGACCUUGGCAGUAUCGUGUCCCAAUAUGCACAGCUCUCUCAAUUUUUGUUUCAACUCAACAUGCACGCGCCUCACGAUAUGCUUGCACAGGGAGAGCGGGGUGCCUUUCAUUCGUUGAGCUCUCUGGUGUCGUCGCUCUGCGAGACGUUGCGCAUUUUUGAAGAGAGACCGCUGUGUCACGCCGGAGAAAAAACCGCAUCGUCAAGCUUCCUACUGGCGGCUUUGGUGGUUGGAAAGGCCGUCGGUUUAUACCACGAGAUGGCCAGGAGCCUUUGCCAUCCCGCCUCUGCCCAGCCCAUUGGCAUGCACAGGAGGCUGCGCUUACUUGCCGAUAUCCACACCAUGGAGCUUCAGCUGGAAUACAUGCGACAGAUGUUCCGAGCUUCAAAUCACCCUCUCAGCGUCGAGACUGUAAAGCAUGUCGAUGAGACCAUUGCCAUUUUGCAGAAAUACUCUGCGCUCUGGCGCUGA
Molecule: messenger RNA, 990 nt
Organism: Cordyceps militaris CM01
Lineage: Eukaryota; Fungi; Ascomycota; Sordariomycetes; Hypocreales; Cordycipitaceae
Product: Fungal transcriptional regulatory protein
Exons: 2
Coding region: 1-990 (329 amino acids)
Biological process (GO): regulation of DNA-templated transcription
Molecular function (GO): zinc ion binding; DNA-binding transcription factor activity, RNA polymerase II-specific
Source: RefSeq, a predicted model, not a curated record